Molecule: messenger RNA, 4528 nt
Organism: Diorhabda sublineata
Lineage: Eukaryota; Metazoa; Arthropoda; Insecta; Coleoptera; Chrysomelidae
Product: nidogen-like
Exons: 16
Coding region: 119-4267 (1382 amino acids)
Biological process (GO): cell-matrix adhesion
Molecular function (GO): calcium ion binding
Source: RefSeq, a predicted model, not a curated record
AGAUGAUACUACACGAAUUCAAGAUAAACGCCAGUUUCUUAAUUCGUUUCUUACGAUUCUCACUCAUUUUUAAUUUAAAACAAAAUUAAUGUUGGAGCUAUAUAAAUUUUGAAAAAAAAUGAGGUUAGUGUUAGGAACUAUACUAUAUCUAUUGUGUGGUGGUGGUAGUGCUUUACCUGAAGGACUACUUUACUCAUACAACGUCCCCGAAGCUAUAAAGUUACCCAGAGGAGACGAUGUUUCAAGUCCAGAAAUCAAAUUGAGGGAACCCAUUGUGUUCUUUGGAAAUAGCUACGAUUCUAUAUUUGUAAAUUCAAACGGAUUUUUAUCAUUUCAAACGGCAAUACCGCAAUUUAUAAACAUCGAGUUCCCUUUAGAUUAUCCCAUCAUAGCCCCUUUUUAUUCUAACGUUGAUACAACCGCGGCAGGAACAAUAUUCUAUUACGAAACAGAAAAUCCAGGAUUAAUACAAAGAGCAACGGAAAAUGUGCACGAAUCCUUUUUGAAUUUCGCCGAUUUUCAAGCUACUAGCUUAUUGAUCGUUACUUGGGAAGGUGUGGGAUACUAUAAAAACGGCGCCGACAAAGUAAACACAUACCAAGUCGUGAUAUCUACAGACGGAGAACAAUCCUACGUGGAAUUUUUGUACCCCGAGAACGGUAUCCAGUGGAUUCAAGGCACUGGAGACGAAUCUGGAUUACCAGAUGCUAGAGCUCAAGCUGGCAUCAUCUCUCCGGAAGGAAAAGUGUUUGCGUUACCUGGAUCUGGUACCGAACAAGUUAAAAAUUUGAAAGAAUGGUCCAAUAUGGAACUGGACGGUCAAUUUAUCUACAGAAUCGAUCAAUUGGAUAUAGUGGAACCGGAUGUUCACUUUGGUAGCAAACCAGAAGAAGAUUCUCCAACUUCGUGUUCCGGCGCCAAAACUUUAUGUCACAUACAGGGCAAAUGUAUUGAUUACGAUGAAGGGUUUUGUUGUGAAUGCAACACGAAUUAUUACGGAAACGGAAAACAUUGUGUAAAAAAAGAUGUACCGCUACGAGUUAACGGUAAAAUUUAUGGUAAAAUCAACGGAGAAAAAUUGGAAGGAUUGGAUUUGCAAUCAUACGUAGUAAUGCCGGAUGGACGUGCUUAUACGGCAAUUUCAAGAAUACCGGAAUCCAUCGGAUACGAUAUACAAUCUUUACAAAUUUUAGGCGGGAUUAUUGGAUAUUUGUUUGCUAAACCAGUUCGAAAUGCGCCGAACGGAUACCAGAUUACCGGCGGCGUUUUCAACCACACAGCCAAAAUUACAUUCCAAAACACGAGUCAAGUAGUGAAUAUAAGGCAAAAAUAUUUAGGACUCGAUGUUUUCGAUCAAUUACGUCUAGAAUCGGAUAUACAGGGCGAAAUUCCUUUAUUACCAGACGAAUCUAGGGUUAAUAUAGAUGAAUAUCAAGAAGAGUACACUCGUACAGGUCCGGGUUUAAUACAGAUGGUAUCACGAAGAACUUUCAGAGUAUUAAAUAAAAACGGCAACGAAAUGGUUUACUUUUACACAGUCGACCAAUCGUUCGUGUUUGAUUAUUGUAAAUAUGGCAACAUUACACUUGGGGAAACUUGGAAACUUAAAGUUGGUAAAAACUUUAUUAAUUACGAAAGCAGAGAACAGAUCAUUAGAUUUGGUUUGAGCAAUAAAAUUAUCCCUUUAGGAGAUUUCGAUCCUUGCGAGGAAGGACGUAGUCAAUGCACUCAAAACAGCGCGUGCGUCGUAGUAGACAACGAUUCCUUCCGUUGUGUUUGCAACCCUGGUUACCAGAGUUUUUUCGACGGAAAUAGAACGACAUGUUUGGAUAUAAACGAAUGUCAAACUGGUCAACACGAAUGCGAUUAUAACGCGCAGUGUUUUAAUUUAGUUGGGAGUUAUUCUUGUGAAUGUAAUCCGGGAUACGAAGGCAACGGACAUAUUUGCGAUAACGCGAGGUCCUGUUUGAACGUCACUUGUAAAGAAAACGCCGAAUGUUUCGAAAAUAACGGUGUAGCUACGUGUAGGUGCAUGGCGGGAUUCAGAGGUGACGGUCAGUAUUGUGCCCCGAUUCCGGACCACAGUUGCCACAUAGCGAACAACUGUUCGCCGUUUGGUUACUGCGCUAUCGACGCCGAAACGAACAAAUAUUCUUGUUCGUGUUUACCUGGUUACGAGGGGGAUGGAUAUACGUGUACGGUACUAGUAACAACUACGCUUCCGGAACGUAAUUGUCGUACUGAAAAUAAUUGUUCCCCCUACGGUUAUUGUACCAUUAAUGAAACGACUCGUCAGUAUUAUUGCGUGUGCCAUCCUAGAUACGAGGGGGACGGAUAUACUUGUAGGGCAAUUGAAACGACUACGGCCUAUACAUCGGGUACUACCGAAUUUUUAACGUCUACGGAACAAGGUGUAAGCAACGAAAUUCUUCAAAUAUGUACCGAAGGUGGUUGUUACUGUCCUUCAGGAUACGUUGUAGAAACAGGGACGAUGUAUUGUCGACAGGAAGUGACAACGGUGCAAGUUGAUUAUCCUACUACAGAGGCAUUUCAAGGAUCUUGCGACAUACUAAAUAAUUGUCAUCCGAACGCAUCUUGUACCUAUUCGGAUCUAACACACGAAUACGAAUGUAUUUGUAACGAAAAAUUCGAAGGUACCGGAUAUAAUUGUGAACCGGAAAUAAUAUCUUGCGUGGAAGAAGACAACUGUCAUCCGCAAGCCACGUGUACGUACGUAGAAUCCUUGGGAAGAUCGCAGUGCAUAUGUAAUCCGGGAUUUAUCGGCGACGGAUAUUUCUGCUCUAUAAUCGGUUGUACCUCGACUAAGGAUUGUACUCCGAAUGAGGAAUGCGUUGUAAUGCCUUCGUUGAAAUAUGAAUGCAUUUGUAAGGAAGGUUAUGAACGCGAUUCCCAGCAACAGUGCGUUCAAAUGGCCGGAUCUUGCGGUGGGGGUAAAUGCGUUCAAAACGCCGAAUGCCUCUACGACGACGACUACCAAAUCAAUUAUUGCCAUUGCAAGCCCGGCUACGUCGGAGACGGCAUAACGGAAUGUAGGGAAAAAAUAAUCGGGUGCGACACUUUGAAUAAUUGCGGCGAACACGCUUCUUGUAGAUACGUCGACGAAGAACUAACCUACAAAUGUUUUUGUAAGGAAGGAUACUUCGGAGACGGAUUUUCUUGUUACGCCGAAAGGAAUUGUCAUAUCGAUCCGAGUAUGUGCCAUGCGCAAGCCUCCUGUUUAACCGACGCCAAACGAAACUUCAUUUGUCAAUGUCGACGAGGUUAUGUCGGUAACGGAACAAUCUGCAAAGAAAUAUCCAAACACGAAGGUAACUACCUUCUCCUAAAUCAAGGAAUGGCCACGUUAAAAAUUCCAUUGGAUCAGUCCAAAAACUCAUUUAGAAAACCCGUACAAGUGAAAGCCUACCAAACGGCAGUCGGUUUGGACGUCGAUUGCCUCGAAGGUAGAAUCUACUGGAGCGACAUAAACGGAAGAGUCAUCAGAAGUUCGGCGUUAAACGGUACCGACAAAAACGAUUUCAUCACAGAGGGUAUAGGUUCACCGGAAGGUAUAUCCAUAGAUUGGGUAGCCAGGAACGUUUACUGGACCGAUUCCACUUUGGAUAGAAUCGAAGUGGCCAACAUAGAAUCGAAAUUACGUCGUACGCUAUUCGAUUCGGAUUUGGUGAAUCCGAGAGGCAUAGCAGUUCAUCCGCAAAGAGGAAAAAUCUUCUGGACCGAUUGGAACAGAAAGGAUCCGAAAAUAGAAUGGGCGAACGCCGACGGAUCCAAUAGACAGAUAUUUAUGCGCGGAUCCGACGUUUCACUACCAAAUUCGUUGACGAUCGAUUUCGAAACGGAGCAUUUGUGUUACGCCGACGCCGGUACCAAAAAAAUCGAAUGCGUCCAUAUCGAUACAAAGACGAAGCACACCGUUGCCGUCAAUUGUACAUAUCCGUUCGGUAUUACUACUACCGAUAGAGAAAUUUAUUGGUCGGAUUGGAUCACGAAGAAGAUCGAGAGAGUGGAAAAAUACAGUUUGAAAAGGCUUCCAUCGUUGCCGGUGCCUCUAGGCGGAACAGGAAAUAGACUUUUCGAAUUGGUAGCAGUACCGCAAGCCUGCCCAUCUCUAACAAACGUUUGCGAGUACUUCAAAAAUCAGUGCCCCAAAGAUCACAUCUGUCUCCCGAACGGAAUUGGAGGGAAGAGUUGCUUGUGCGGAUUCGAUUCCCAAAAUCUCCUAGACAAACCCGAAUGUAACAUUUAGGCGAAAUUUUUUUUUAUUACCGUACAUUUGAAUUUUGUAUUAAUUUGUAUUAAUCAAAAACUGUCUAUUUAUAUUUGUCUAUGGAUAACGUUAAAACUUACCGAAACACACUGUAGAUAAAAUAAUUUUAAUGUUUGUUAUAUUUGAUACCAGAAUAAUCCAAAAACAACAAUUUCGAAAAAUAUUAUGUAGACUGAGAAAAAUAUUCGCUGGAAAUAAUUGUAAUUGAAAGAAAAAGUACAAAAUGUAAAAAAUGAAAAA